CCGGCAACAGAGCCAAACAGAACAAUUAGUCUCGACCGAUAUACAGUGUUCUCCUCGUAUAUAUCCGCGUAUAUAGGUUCAAGAAGCGCACAAAGUAAACCAUGUAAAGUCUAGCGAUUACGGUGAAGAUAUGUUGGUUUUGCGGUGAAUGCGAUUAACGGCCGCGAUCUGACCUGACACAACUGUCCCACGAGCUUCGGAUAAAGAGAUUGAUAUAUAGAGAUAUAGAAAAUGGCCUCCAAUAGCAGCAGCACCACCGAUCUGGACAGCCAGGUCAAUGUGGAGGACUUGCCCAUUACGUUCAAGGUAAAAUACAUUGGCUCGGAGGUGGCUCGCGGCUUGUGGGGCAUCAAGUACACCCGCCGGCCCGUGGAUAUUAUGGUGGGCGUCGCCAAGAACCUGCCACCCAAUAAGGUCUUACCAAACUGCGACCUAAAGGUAUCCACAAACGGAGUUCAGCUGGAGAUCAUCUCGCCCAAGGCCAGCAUCAACCACUGGAGCUACCCCAUUGACACAAUAUCAUAUGGAGUGCAGGAUCUGGUCUACACCAGGGUCUUUGCCAUGAUUGUGGUCAAAGAUGAGGCCAGUCCGCAUCCGUUCGAGGUGCAUGCCUUCGUCUGCGAUAGCCGGGCGAUGGCCCGUAAGCUAACCUUUGCUCUGGCCGCCGCUUUUCAGGACUACAGCCGAAGGGUCAAGGAACUGGCCGGGGAGGAGGAUGACCAGACAAAUGGAGACACCAUUACGCCAACGCGCCAAAAGUUCGCCAUCGAUCUGCGAACACCGGAGGAGAUCCAGGCCGGCGAACUGGACCAGGAGACGGAGGCGUAGGCAAUGUGGGGUUGGGUUCAAUGUCAAUGUGAUGUCAUAGUUACUUAUCGUCCAGUGUCCACUGUAUUUGUAUAUUUUGUAGUUCUCUCACCUGGUAGUUGCCUCAUACAGCUAAUUACCCAAAGCUUAAGUGUUAAUGCGAUUUGUAAACGAUUUUCUAUAAUAAAUUAUGAAUAUUGUACUUAA
This is a messenger RNA of Drosophila kikkawai, 1014 nucleotides long. Its product is annotated as low density lipoprotein receptor adapter protein 1. NCBI's taxonomy places the organism in Eukaryota, Metazoa, Arthropoda, Insecta, Diptera, Drosophilidae. The record is from RefSeq and is a predicted model, not a curated record.